This is a messenger RNA of Ficedula albicollis (Collared flycatcher), 1365 nucleotides long. Its product is annotated as beta-1,3-galactosyltransferase 2-like. NCBI's taxonomy places the organism in Eukaryota, Metazoa, Chordata, Aves, Passeriformes, Muscicapidae. The transcript has 3 exons. The record is from RefSeq and is a predicted model, not a curated record. Gene Ontology annotation, molecular function: N-acetyl-beta-D-glucosaminide beta-(1,3)-galactosyltransferase activity. The coding region runs from base 1 to 996 and encodes 331 amino acids. Gene Ontology annotation, cellular component: membrane.
AUGGACUGGGCAGAGCUGGACUCAGCCCCAGGACCCCCAAACUGGUCAGACUGGUGGAACUGGAGGGCCCCCGGCAGCGCCUCCCGCCCUUAUCGCAGCCGGAGCCGGAGCCGGAGCCUUAUCGGGAGCGGAACGGGGGCGGGGGGCGGGGGGGGGGGGGGGGGGGGGCGGGAGCGGAACGGGGGCGGGGGGCGCGAGGGGGACCAGGAAUGGACCCGGGAAGGGGGAGGGGGCACGGGGGUCCUGGUGCUGCUGGUGGUCACUUCCCCCGCCGACCUGGCCGCCCGCGAGGCCGUGCGCCGCACCUGGGGCAACGAGAGCGCCGUGCCGGGGCUGAGCGUGCUGCGCCUCUUCCUGCUGGGGCUGCACCCGCAGUUCGGGGCCGAGCUGCAGCCCGUGCUGCGGGAGGAGGACGAGCUGCACCAGGACCUCCUCCAGCAGGAUUUCCUCGACACCUACAACAACCUGACGCUCAAGACGCUGAUGGGGCUGGAGUGGGUGAGCCGCUUCUGCCCCAACGCCAGCUACGUGAUGAAGGCCGACCACGACGUCUUCCUCAAUCUGGAGUUUUUGUGGCGGCUGCUGCGGCCGGUCAGGACGGAUUUCCUGACGGGUUACGUGUACCGGCACACCGGGCCGCUGCGGAACCGAGCCUACAAGUGGUUCGUGCCGCGGGAGGUUUACCCCAACGACACGUACCCGCCCUACCCCUACGGCGGCGGGCCGGCCUACGUGCUCUCGGCCGACCUGGCGCUGCGCGUGUUCGCCGUGGCGCAGCUGCUGCCCGUCAUCAACAUGGAGGACGUGUUUGUGGGGAUCUGCCUGCACGCGCUGGGCGUCGGCAUCACCGACCCGCCGCCCGGCGCCUUCAACAUGUACCGGCUGGACUACGACAAGUGCCGCUUCUCGCGGCUGGUGAUGGUGCACCACUACUGGCCGCAGGACCUGCUGCAGGUGUGGCCGCAUUUUCGGAACAAGUCCAUCAGGUGUCCUUAGGGCUCUGUCCCCUCUCGCGCUGACUGUCACCGCGGCGUCGCCGCGCUCUCGGUGUCGCCGAGUUCCCGGUUCUGGUUCUGUCCCUCCCUUGCGUGGACGCUCCCGUCGCUCUGAGCCGCCGGAUUCGGAGCUGCUGCUCCGUCCGCUCGUCCCGAGGCGCGGUUGGGUUCUGGCACGGCUGGGUUCUGGCACAGCUGGGUUCUGGCACAGCUGGGUUCUGGUGCGGUUGGGUUCUGGCACAGCUGGGUUCUAGCACAGUUGGGUUCUAGCACGGUUGGGUUCUGGCACAGCUGGGUUCUGGCACAGCUGGGUUCUGGCACAGCUGGGCUCUAUCACAGUUGGGCUCUGGCACAGUUGGGUUCUGGCACG